CGGAAGUGUUCAGUGGGGGCGAAGGGGCCACUUCCGACUGGCGCAGGUCGGGCUACGGGCAGCCGCUUCUCCGCGGAUCCGCUGCGACCGCAGCCAUGGGGAAGAAGCACAAGAAGCACAAGGCGGAGUGGCGCUCGUCGUACGAAGAUCACAGGAUGAGGCCGUCGGCUUCUCGGGUCCUGUGGCCACUGUGGACCUCCUCUCUGGUACCAGGAAGACCCACAGCCAAAAGAGGGGCUUCCACGAAGGAACUGGGGUCUUGGGUCCUAAGUCGUGGUGAUGCACUUUUUCCUGAUUACACGGACACACCACUGGAGAAGCCUCUGAAGCUAGUGCUCAAGGUGGGAGGAAGUGAAGUGACGGAACUUUCAGGAUCUGGCCACGACUCCAGCUACUAUGAUGAUAGGUCAGACCAUGAGCGGGAGAGACACAAAGAAAAGAAGAAGAAAAAGAAGAAGAAGUCAGAGAAGGAGAAGCACCUCGAUGAGGAGGAGAGAAGGAAGCGGAAGGAAGAGAAAAAACGGAAGCGGGAGAAAGAGCACUGCGACUCAGAGGGGGAGGCUGAUGCCUUCGACCCUGGAAAGAAGGUGGAGGUGGAGCCACCCCCAGAUCGACCAGUGAGAGCCUGCCGAACACAGCCAGCUGAGAAUGAGAGCACACCCAUCCAGAGGCUUCUGGAGCACUUCCUCCGUCAGCUGCAGAGAAAAGAUCCUCAUGGAUUUUUUGCUUUUCCUGUCACGGAUGCAAUUGCUCCUGGGUAUUCAAUGAUAAUAAAACAUCCCAUGGACUUUGGCACAAUGAAAGACAAGAUCGUAGCCAAUGAAUAUAAAUCAGUCACAGAAUUUAAGGCAGAUUUCAAAUUAAUGUGUGAUAAUGCGAUGACCUACAAUAGACCAGACACCGUGUACUACAAGUUAGCCAAGAAGAUCCUGCACGCGGGCUUUAAGAUGAUGAGCAAAGAGCGGCUGUUAGCUUUGAAGCGCAGCAUGUCGUUUAUGCAGGACAUGGAUUUCUCUCAGCAGGCAGCUCUCUUGGGCAGUGAAGACCCAGCAGUUGAGGAACCUGUUCCUGAGGUUGUCCCAGUGCAAGUAGAAACCACCAAGAAAUCCAAAAAGCCGAGUAGAGAAGUUAUCAGCUGCAUGUUUGAGCCUGAAGGGAAUGCCUGCAGCCUGACAGACAGCACUGCAGAGGAGCACGUGCUCGCCCUCGUAGAGCACGCAGCUGACGAGGCUCGGGACAGGAUUAACCGGUUUCUCCCAGGUGGCAAGAUGGGCUACCUGAAGAAGCUUGGAGAUGGAACUCUGCUCUACAGCGUGGUGAAUGCAACUGAGCCUGAUGCUGAUGAGGAGGAGACACACCCUGUGGACCUGAGUUCACUGUCUAGCAAGUUGCUCCCAGGUUUUACAACACUGGGUUUCAAAGAUGAAAGAAGAAGUAAAGUUACAUUCCUCUCUAGUGCAAGCACUGCGCUUUCAAUGCAGAACAACUCUGUGUUUGGGGACCUGAAAUCAGAUGAGAUGGAACUUCUGUACUCGGCAUAUGGAGACGAGACUGGUGUGCAGUGUGCACUGAGCCUACAGGAAUUCGUGAAGGAUGCUGGGAGCUACAGCAAGAAAAUGGUAGAUGACCUCCUGGACCAAAUCACAGGUGGAGAUCACUCAAGGAUGAUCUUCCAGCUGAAGCAGAGGAGGAGCAUCCCCAUGAGACCUGCAGAUGACGUGAAGGUUGGGGACCCACUAGGAGAUAGUGGUGGCCCUGUUCUGGAUUUCAUGUCAAUGAAACCAUACCCUGAUGUCUCUCUGGAUGUGUCCAUGCUCAGCUCGCUGGGGAAAGUGAAGAAGGAGCUGGACCACGAUGAGAGCCACUUGAACUUGGACGAGACAACCAGGCUCCUGCAGGACUUGCACGAAGCACAAGCAGAGCGAGGAGGCUCCCGGCCAUCCUCCAAUCUCAGCUCUCUGUCCACUGCCUCUGAGAGGGAGCAGCACCCUCCAGAGUGGGAGCAAGAUCUCUGAAGGCCUCUCACAGUCCACUCCAAACAAGUCCCAGUUGGUAUUGGACGGCUAAAAAGCAACUAAAAAGGAAUCGUCAUCAAGGUCCAGUACAGCACAACACAGCCUCAUCAUUUGUGUUCCCCCAGGACAGUGUGUGGGGAGCACGGACGAGACACUAUCCCAUCUAGAUGCGGUUUCCGUGAGCCUUUAGCCCUGUUAUCCUGGGGCAGUGCUGCCACCAUAGGGCCACUGCAUGUCAUUGCCCCAGGGAGUCUUAUUGGGCCAGCUUGUGUUGUUCAUUCUGGCAUCUGGCAUUAGACCAUGGGAAAUCAGGGCUGCACUUGGCCUGCCAUGCCUGCUCCUGGAACUAGAUACCUAAUUAUGACAGGUUCUGAGGUAGCAAUACAGCUCUUGUCUUCCCAUUGGCUACACUUCACUGUUGAAAGGAACGGAGCUGAGUUAAAUAAACAAGAAAACCGUCCAUCCCAGGUGUACUUCGUUGCAGAAGAGAAAUACAUACAGUAAACUCUGGGGGGAUAGUUACCCAUCUCCAGAACAGCUUAAUUUUUUUCAUUUGAAGUUUUAUCACUUAUGUCUUUUAUGAACUGUUGCUUAGGCUUUAAAGCCUUCCAGCUGCUUACUAACAGCGUCUGACUUUCUGUUGGUGUUUGUCCUUGUGAAUUCUGGCUUGACACAAAUCUUAUCCUGUUUGCCUUUGGGUGACUUAGAUAGACUCCUUUGUUCGCUUUUCCUUUUUCCCAUCACCUCUUGAUUGCUUUUGCACUUUAAACUUUACAUGCUGAUAUAAGUCGUUCACGCCCCCCAGAGCCUCCUUCCCACACUGGUCCCAUCCCAGCAUAGGACUCAGCAAAGCCAUUAUAGCUCCUUAUCAAUCCUGAGAUCUCUGCUCAAUCAACCUCUUAACUUUCCGGUGAACAUGGCAUCAAACACUCAAACACACGGCCUCUUGCAUGCCAGUUUCUUUUGUGAUGUCUUUUCUCUGUGGUUUUCUAGUCCCUGGUAUUUGUAGGAACCUCAGCUAAAGAUAACUAAGUCUGGGUAACAGAGUGAUUGAGCUAGGGCUUUAGGAGCUGCCUUCCCUGGCCUCUACUGCCAUCUGCUCUCUUUGGACCUCUCAUGCAUCCGGAAGGAUUCUGUGUACAGAAUGAAUCCUGAUCUUUUCAAAAAAAGCCUGACUGCAGCUGCCAGAAGAAAGACUUAAGAUUUGUUUUUAUUCUGAUCACUUUGUGAUCAGGAUGUCAAGCAAAGCAGAGCCUUAGGAGGUUGCAGACAGCCCUAAUUCAGAUUAUGAUUGCACCUGUGUGUGGUAUCAGGGAAGACAUUUAUCUCUAGAUAUCAAUCACAGAUAUCAUAAGCUUUGCAGAUCUGUUUUGU
Molecule: messenger RNA, 3389 nt
Organism: Myodes glareolus (Bank vole)
Lineage: Eukaryota; Metazoa; Chordata; Mammalia; Rodentia; Cricetidae
Source: RefSeq, a predicted model, not a curated record